AUGACCUCCUUAGCAAUUUUACCAACUUUGAAAAGAACAAUUACGGACGUAAUGGAUGAAGAUUUAUAUCACUUACCAAUGAGUCCUAUUCAACUUAGUAACAAUCAGCAGUCUCAACUGCAAUUAUCUCAACUGCCAUCACAGCAAUCACAACGGGAAGAUGCUCCAAAACCAAGAAAUCAGUCAACAAGGUCUUCUCCCGUGCUUACUAAUACUCAGUUAGCGAACGGUAGUAUCAAUAGGUCAAACUUACCAAGUUUGCUUAAUAUUCCUGAUUCAUUUAUUGAUCAAUAUACCAAGAACAACAUAAGUUCUUCUCAGUUGGCCUCUGCGACAGAUUUUCCUGUGAAUGAGGACUUCUACAAUAACCUGUCAUAUUCAAACCAGACAAAAAUAUACCCUUUCACGGAUUACGGUAAUCCGGAUACUCAAGUGAAUUCAUACAUUAAGCCACAGGAAAUUCAAAAACAGAACAGCUUUGUUCCUCCUUUUGGUAGAAGAAGAAGAAUAACAACUUUGGAGACUUCGGAUGAUAACUCCAAGAAUCUCAAAGAUGAAGAUUACAUAUUGUUCAAUCCUGACAUUCAGCCAUCACAAUUGAUCAACCAAAAGGGGUUUUAUGACGAUUUUUCGGAUUCAUCUUUGUUUGUUCCAAACCAGUCAUCAGCAUUCAACGAUAAGAUACCAGGUUAUGAAAACGACUAUUUGUUGAUUGACGAUUUUAAUGAAGAUGUGGAAGAAGAUAUAUCUGAAGAUGAAGAUGACAAUUAUUUUUAUGAUGAAGAAGGUGACUUUGAUGACUUGAUGAUGAAGGGAAAUGAUGUGAUGGAUUUGGACGACUACUUCAAGAAUUCUGAUAACUCAAAAUCAAAGGAUGACUUAAUGGGCGGCUUUCUUGAUAACUAUGAGUCAACGAAAAGCAAUGAUAACAUUGAUAGAACUAUAAAUGACGAUGGCUCAAUGGAUAUAGAAGCAGAUGAUGACGAUGAUGCAUUUACUGCAACUCCAUUUGAUCUCGAGCAUAAUACGGAAUCCCCUAUACCCAGAAGAGAAUUUUCUGCAAGUAUAGAACCUGAUACUCCAUCCCCUGAUGAAAGCCACCAACAUAAAACGGCGGCAGAGAUUUCUGCAUCCAAUCCCAACCACCAAUGUGAUCUCAUUAAUCCAUCGACAGGUCAUCCUUGUAAUAAGCAAUUUUCGAGACCCUAUGAUUUAAUAAGACAUCAAGAAACUAUACAUGCAACGAAGAAGAAAAUAUUUAGGUGUGUGAUAUGUGAGGGACGACUUAAUGGUGGGCCUGGAAACGGAAAGCUGAAAACGUUUUCUCGUGGAGACGCAUUAUCUAGACACAUUAAAGUUAAACAUGGUUUGGUUGGUCAAGAUGCAUUAAAUUUAAUCAACGAGGCUAAGGAAAACGUUGAAUACGUAUUAGUAUAG
Messenger RNA from Priceomyces carsonii, 1437 nucleotides. It is a transcript of the gene RPN4, whose product is annotated as stress-regulated transcription factor. Lineage: Eukaryota; Fungi; Ascomycota; Pichiomycetes; Serinales; Debaryomycetaceae. The record is from RefSeq and is a predicted model, not a curated record. The coding region runs from base 1 to 1437 and encodes 478 amino acids. The transcript has a single exon.